Molecule: messenger RNA, 3318 nt
Organism: Papaver somniferum (opium poppy)
Lineage: Eukaryota; Viridiplantae; Streptophyta; Magnoliopsida; Ranunculales; Papaveraceae
Product: pentatricopeptide repeat-containing protein At3g48810-like
Exons: 2
Coding region: 78-2099 (673 amino acids)
Molecular function (GO): protein binding
Source: RefSeq, a predicted model, not a curated record
GGCAGCAGAAGGGAAGGGAACAGAACAGGUAAGAAUCUCUGAACCCUGAAUCAGUUUAUUGUUAUCUAGUUUUGAAUAUGCAUUUGAGAGAGGGAUGUUCACUGCUACUGAAAGUUAGAAAACCUCAAAAAAUAUCAUUUCUCCUCAAUACACAAACGCAAGCAAUCCCUAAAAUUAUUCUGAAUACAGAAAAGAUUGGUAAUCCACCUCAGAAUGAGUAUCAUGUUGUAAGGCGUUUGAAUCAUGAGAAAGACAUGCUGGUAGCAUUAGCAUACUUCAAGUCUGUUGCCAAUGGUGGGGAUGCUGAAGUUCCCCAUUUUAAACACACUCAUUUAACAUACAAAACCAUGAUUGAUAAAUUAGGUCAAGAACAGGGAUUUCUGGAUGGUAUUCAGUACUUAUUACAGCAAAUGAAGUUAGAAGGAAUUAGUUGUUCUGAAGAUAUAUUUAUUAGUGUUAUUGAUUCUUAUAAGCGAGCUGGUUUAGCUGAGCAAGCUUUAAAGACAUUUUAUAGAAUUCAAGAUUUCGAUUGUAAACCGACUGUCAAGAUUUAUAAUCAUGUUUUGGAUGCGUUGCUUAACGAGAAUAAGUUCCAAAUGAUUAUUCCGAUUUAUAAUAACAUGAAGAAAGAUGGUGUGGAGCUUAAUGUUUUUACGUAUAACAUUCUUCUCAAAGCAUUGUGCAAGAAUAACCGAGUUGAUGGUGCAUAUGGGUUACUUGUGGAAAUGUCCAAGAAAGGUUGUUCUCCUGAUGAUGUCAGCUAUACUACUAUUGUGUCCUCUUUAUGCAAGCUUGGAAGGUUAAAGGAAGCGAGGGAACUCGUAGCUAGGGUUAAUCCAACUGUGCCUGCUUAUAAUGCUUUGAUUAAUGGGUUUUGCAGGCAUUUGGAUAUCAAGGAGGCAUUCAUUUUGUUAGAUGAAAUGAUGAGUAGGGAAAUUGUCCCUAACGUGAUCACAUACACUACUAUUAUAGAUGCUCUCUCUAAUACCAUGGAUGUUGAUCAGGCUCUUGUUGUUUUGGCACAAAUGUUUGUGAGAGGUUGCCAACCUAACAUUCAUACUUUUACUUCUUUGAUGAAUGGGUUUUUCAAGAAAGAAGCAGUACAUGAAGCUCUUGAUGUGUGGGAUCGAAUGGCUGGAGAAGGUUGUGAUCCAAAUGUUGUGACCUAUAAUACAGUGCUUCAGGGUUUAUGCAGGAACGGAAAUCUUGAUAUGGCCCUAUCUUUUUUUGAUCAAAUGGUGGUUAGUGGCAUCUCUCCAAAUGUUAGAACUUAUAGUACUCUUAUUGAUGGGUUAGGGAAAUCGGGAGACUUGGAUGGUGCAGCCAAGAUGUGGAAUAAAAUGGUAACAUGUGGUUGUCACCCUAAUACUGUGGCGUUUACCUGCAUGGUGGAUGCCCUUUGUAGGAGGUGUAUGUUCAACCAAGCCUACUGUCUUAUUGAGAAUAUGAAAUUGGAAGGUUGCCCUCCAAAUACAGUAACAUUUAACACACUCAUAAAAGGAUUAUGUAGCAGCAGAAGAGUAGAUUGGGCCAUGGAAGUGUUUGAUGAAAUGGAAAAGCAUGGCUCUGACUGUUCACCUAAUGCCACAACAUUCAAUGAGCUGCUGGAUGGUCAUAACAAAGAAGGAAAUUAUGAAGAAGCUUUCCGGCUUUUUAAGGACAUGAUGACAAGGGGAAUCGAUUUCAAUUUAGUAACUUAUAAUACCAUGAUUUACGGUCUAUGCAUCGCUGGUAUGGUUGAUGAGGCCGCACAAUAUUUGGGGAGAAUGGUUGUUACGGGAAUUCAUCCUGACACAAUAACCUUUAACACUUUUAUUCAUGCCUACUCCAAGCAAGGUAAUGUUAAUGAUGCUCUUAAAUUGAUGGAAGGAAUGACUGAACAAGGGUGCAACCGCGACAUAGUUACAUAUACAAGUCUUAUAUAUGGUCUCUGUGAAAUUUGUAGUUUGGAAGAAGCUAUGAUAUAUCUUGAUAAGUUGUUGAAAGAAGGGCUUUCCCCUAAUAGUGCUACGUGGAAUGUGUUAGUCCGCAGUGUUUUCAAAACAAUGGACUUUUCCGGAUCGAUUCCCUUGGUGGAGAAUAUCCUAGGUGAUGAAUAAUGCUCAGGGUACCGGGUUUUGUGAGAACAUGAGAAUGUACAGACAUUGUCCCGUGCAUCUGAAUUUUUCCAAAUCAUGUUGGAGCUCAUAUGUGUCAGUAAGUACAACACCUGCUUCCCAUGCUCCAAGUCUUUUCUUGGUAAGCUGCUCCGCUGCUUCUACACCAUCUAUUCUGCUUCUGAGGUCAUUAUUUCAUCAGCAACAAGCUCUUAUACUUCAGAAGGAAAGAAAAUGACUGCAUCUGGAAAGAAUGGCCGCUUAAGGGUGCAACCGCGACUUAUUACAUACACAAGUCUUAUAUAUGGUCUCUGUGAAGUGCUUAAUUUGGAAUGUUUUAGUGCGCAGUGUUUUCUGCACACUGGGGUUUUCUGGAUUGAUUCACUUGGUAGAGAAUAUUCUGGGUGAAGGAUAGUGUCCAACAUACUAUCAGGAAUAUGUGAGAAGAUGCGAUUGAUGUUUGCACAGACGAUGUUCCUUGCAUCUGAUUUUUUUCAAAGCAAGCGCUGAAAUUGGACUUCAGAUGUUCAGUAAACAUAACACAUGCCUCCCCUGCUCGGCUUCUUUCCUCUCCAAACGACCCUGCUGCUUGUACACCAUCUAUUUGUGCUUCGAAGGACAUUAUUUCAUUGGCGUCAAGCUCCUAAACUUCAGAAGCAAAGAAAAUGACUGCAUCUGGAACAACUUGUUCCUUUUCAAAGUUUUUCUUUGUCAAUUAAGAGUGCAGCUUCAACAUCAUCAUCUCACAGCUACAAUCAACACCUCCAGGAGAUGCUGUGCUUGAUAAUCAAAGAUGGUAAAUCUGUGCGUUACAGCUGCAUUAUCUUAAAAACUCUGGGCAUCAUUCUUUGUAACCUGCUCUGCAGUGUGCAACUAGGAUCUUGUCCCGAUAAGGGAAACCACUUGCAAGGUUCGUGGGCGGGAUCACGAUUCUCCAUUUGUCACCACCUAUACCGCCGCCUAAAAUUUCAAGCUGAGCUUACAGAUGUAUGUUUUCCUCCACAUAUUACCUUCUGUGGGAUUGCAGAUUUUAUCAAGAUGUUAAAGAAAAGGUGGCGAUCACCGUCUCAGAUUGCAUUUUAGAGCCCCUCAGUUCCUCAGACAUUUGCAGAGAAAAGAGUACAGAAACAAUAUGGCCAGCCGGUACGAUUUUCUUUUGAAACAAUUUAUAUAGGAACAAUUCAACCAUAUCAAUCCAUAUUUUUUUUAUUUGGAACAUAAA